AUGCCUCGCAUUCCGCUCCAGCUCUUUCGCGUCCUCGCACGUCCCCCGACGUUGCAUCCCGUUCCUCGCGUCGCGUCCCUGAUCUCCAUCCUCUCCAGUCGCCCGCUACUCCCUCAGCCCACCCCCUCCGUCCUCCUCGCGUGCGCAUUCCGCAAUCCAGUGUCUCUGUCCUUGCCUUCUGCUAUCAUCCAGCAGGCGCGCCAUAAAUCACGGGGAACAGAGUAUCAACCCUCUCAACGGAAGAGAAAGCGCAAGCAUGGCUUCCUCGCGAGGAAGAGGAGCGUAAAUGGGCAGAAGAUCCUCCAAAGACGAAGGGUCAAGGGGAGACGCUUUUUGACCCAUUAG
Molecule: messenger RNA, 345 nt
Organism: Sparassis crispa
Lineage: Eukaryota; Fungi; Basidiomycota; Agaricomycetes; Polyporales; Sparassidaceae
Product: Probable 54S ribosomal protein L34
Exons: 1
Coding region: 1-345 (114 amino acids)
Biological process (GO): translation
Cellular component (GO): mitochondrial large ribosomal subunit; ribosome
Molecular function (GO): structural constituent of ribosome
Source: RefSeq, a predicted model, not a curated record